AUGGCUUCCGAGGGCUCACAAGAUACCGGCGCCCAGCAGGGCAGCAAUCCCACUGGGAGUGUAGAUGGAUGGACUGGUGCUGCUGAGAAUCAUGGUCCAAAUACUGAGCAUAGCGCCGAACAAGUCCAAGAACCUUCCAUGCAACUUGACCCAGUCCACAAUAUUGCUUCUGGUGAUUCCGCGGGCAUAGACGAGGACGAUGACGAGGAUGCUGGAGAGUACGACCCCGAGUCCGUCACCAUUACCACUUCUGCCCCUCCCCAUGUUGAGCGAAGCGCUUCUGCUGCCUCGUCUCGUCCCCUCAAGAAGCCCAAGACAGCUGGAGGCUUCAUUGUUGGUUCAUCUGAUGAUGAAGACGACGACACACCUGCUCCGGCGCCGACCCCCAGCACUCUAAAGCCCACUCCGACUGAGGCGCAAGCUCGGCCUUUUGGUCAAUCCCCUUUCCAUCAAUCUACCACUCCUCAAGAUACCUCGAGCUAUGGCUCUGCUCAAGCGAGCAGUAACUCGAUUCCUGCUGCCACAACCGCUGCAGCUACCACACCUACAGUCACAGUCAACCCGAACGUGGCCGUGACAGGCGCUGGUAAAUCAAGAUUGCCCACUGAUAGUAUCGGCAUCCUGGAAAACCGUGUCAAGGAAGAUCCCCGAGGCGACGUUGAGGCAUGGCUAGCCUUGAUUGACGAGCAGAAGCGCCGUCACAAGGUCGACGAUGCCAGGUCCACCUACGAACGAUUCCUUGAGAUAUUCCCACAAGCGGCCGAGAUUUGGGUUGCAUACAUCGACAUGGAGCUGAGCUUGGACAACUUCACCCCCGCGGAGACGAUCUUCAGCCGCACACUGAUGCGGGUGCAUAACGUACAGCUGUGGACAACCUACCUCAACUAUGUCCGUCGCAGAAACGACCUCAACAAUGAUCCAAGUGGCGCCGCACGCCAGGUCCUCAGUCAAUCCUACGAGUUUGUGCUCAAUAACAUCGGGCAGGACAAGGAUGCAGGGUCUAUUUGGCAGGACUACAUCCAAUUCCUGAAGACAGGCCCAGGACAACUUGGAGGCACAAACUGGCAGGAUCAACAAAAGAUGGACCAGCUACGUAAAGCGUACCAACGUGCCAUCGGAAUCCCAAUGGCCAACUUGAACGCGCUAUGGAAAGAGUAUGACCAGUUCGAGAUGGGCUUAAACAGGCAGACGGGCCGAAAAAAGCUUCAAGAGCGGUCACCGGCUUAUAUGACAGCUCGCAGUGCCAAUACCCAUCUGGAGAACAUCACAAGGGGUUUGCAAAGAACCACUGUUCCUCGUUUGCCGCCUGCUCCCGGCUUCGGCGAUCAAGAUUACAUGGAACAGGUCCGACUAUGGAAAGCCUGGAUCGCCUGGGAAAAGGAGGAUCCGCUUGUUCUGAAGUCCGAGGAUGCAGAAUCCUUGCAACAGAGGAUACUCCACGUCUACAGUCAAGCCCUUAUGGCGUUACGCUUCUGGCCAGAGCUGUGGAUUGAAGCCGCGGAAUGGUGUUUCGACAACAAGAUUUUCGGAAAGGAUGGUCAGGACCUGGGUCUGCAAUUCCUCGUCGAUGGCAUUGCCGCCAACCCCGAGAGCUCCGUUUUGGCGCUGAAGCACGCGGAUCAUAUUGAAUUGACGCAGCGCGAUGGCGAAGACGACGGGGCGAAAGCCGCUCUAGCUCAGGCUGUGCGAGCUCCAUUCGACAAGGUCCUCGACGCCCUAUAUGAGAUGGUCAAGAAAUUGAAGGAACGAGAAGCCGCAGCGAUAGCAAAGAUCGAGGAAGACGCAAGCACUGAUCUUCCUGAUAAUGGGAGAGCUGACGGCGAGGACGACGACGAAGGGGAAAUCCUGGAAAGACCCUCUCUUGGGUCUUUCAAGCAAGAGAGAAUCAAAGCCGUACAGGAUGGCUUCGCCGUUCAAGUCCAGAUGCUGUCUCAGCACAUCUCCUAUCUAUGGAUCGCUCUGGCUCGUGCUUUCCGACGACUGCAGGGGCAGGGCAAGAGCCAGCCCCCGACUGGCGUGCGAGGCAUCUUCACCGAAGCGCGUGGUAGGGGCCGUCUUACCAGCGAUGUCUACAUAGCCAUCGCUCAUAUUGAGUGGGACGUCUAUCAAGACCCUGUGGCCACCAAGAUAUUCGAGCGUGGCGCCAAGCUCUUCCCGGAGUCUGAGCAGUUCUUUGUCGAGCAACUGAAGCAUCUCCACGCAAGACGUGACUUCACCAAUGCUCGAGUCGCUUUCUCUCAGACCGUACAGCGGUUCAAGCAGAAGCCAGAGCUUAUUUCCAAGCUCAAGCCACUCUUCGCCUAUUUUCACGCUUAUGAGGCUAAAUACGGUGAACUUGUGCAAGUGAGGGAACUGGAAAAGCAGAUGGCCGAACUGUUCCCGGAAGAAUCCAAUGUGGCUCAUUUCGCAGCUCGAUUUGCUUCGGACACUUUCAACCCCAUAACGGCUCGAGUCAUCAUUUCACCCGCUCAGCAGAUGAGCGCCGAGGCUCUUAUGCAGUCGGUCGAGCGUCGGUCCCCGUCUGUCAGAAGCAGUCCGCCCCCGGUGCCUCAGAUGGAGCGAAGCCCACGACCUCAGUUUCUGCCAGUCAACACCAACUCCCCCAAGCGUCCUUUCCAAGUCGAAGAGCAGGAUGAUUACAACCCGCCCCGGAAGUUGGCGCGCGGUGCCUCGCCUCUCAAAGGCGCUGCUGGCCGACGACUUGAUCAGCAACGUCGAGCCAAGCAUGGUCAGGGGAUGUCAACAAGUUCCAACGCACCCGCCCCCAUUCCCAGAGACAUCACCUUCCUUAUUGGUCUCAUCCCCCCGGCCGAAACUCUCAGUGCGCUUCAGUUCAAAACCGAAGGUCUGGUCCGUCUUGUGCGAGAGACUCACGUUCCAGACUACCAGGAGUGGAAAGCUCUGUAUGAGAACGGCCAAGCGCGCACGCAAACCAAGCAGGCGUCGUUGGAAUACCCACCUUACCCGUAUCCAGGCCGGGAUUCGGCUGGUGUCGCGGGCAGGCCCCAGAGUCCGUACAAUGGUACCGCCCGUGCACUUCCCCCGACUACCACUGCGUACCGCAAUUCAUCCCUUCGUCCCGGUUCCAGCGGAUCCUACGAGCCACCCCCUGCCGUUUACCAGAAUCCAGGACCAAGCCAGUUUAACCCGCUCGCACAUUCGUCUGGCGCAGACAAUCAUGCGUAUGCGGCAUGGCAGAACAAUUACUCGUCGGCGCCCAACCCAUAUGGGAUGCCACCCCCACAGCAGCCGUACGGAGGAUACUACUGA
This is a messenger RNA of Anthostomella pinea, 3270 nucleotides long. Lineage: Eukaryota; Fungi; Ascomycota; Sordariomycetes; Xylariales; Xylariaceae. The record is from the annotation of a GenBank genome assembly.